AUGGCGGUGAAAGAGGGUGCUUGGAGUGAUGACGAGUCACUUUUAUUGAUAGAGGAAUACAGAACAAGGGAAGUUUUAUGGAACCCUCAAAAUGAAAACUUUUAUAAACAAAAUUUAAAGAAAGAUGCGUGGGACGAAAUCGGAUAUGUAUGGAAAAUAACAGCAGAAAAGUGCAAUAACAAAAUGAUAAGUCUUCUCUCUUCUUACCGCCGUGAAAAAGGAAAGGAAAAAAAAUCCAAGGGUACUGGAAAAGGUACUUCGGACACAUACACAAGUCGAUGGUUUGCCUACAAUGCUUUAAAGUUCUUAGACGAUAGAAACACACCAAGAAAGAGAAAAAAUACGGAGUCCAUUCAACGCUCAGUCUCCAAAAACAAUGCCACCGAAGCCACGCAACAUGAGUUCACCCCUCCAGCACCACCAAAUGAGCAUGGUCUACAGGAAGCGAAACGAUCCAGAAGAGACGAAAACAAUGUUCUUACCGAUGUAGUGGGGAUAUUGAAAACAACUGCACAGAAAUUGGACAGUUCAUCAAGCAUUCCUGACUUAACAAAAAGUUUUGUUUCAUUUAUAGGAGCUAAAAUGAGUAACUAUUCUUCUCAGACUAGGACUUCGGUUGAACACGCAAUAUUUGAAAUUAUUAUGAAAACCGACAGGGGAUAUUAUGAAUCUUGGCAACAUUAA
Molecule: messenger RNA, 684 nt
Organism: Parnassius apollo (apollo)
Lineage: Eukaryota; Metazoa; Arthropoda; Insecta; Lepidoptera; Papilionidae
Source: the annotation of a GenBank genome assembly